AUGAGAUGUAUAAACGUCAAAGCGAGAGGUGUCUGCUACUCGUCUUUUUUGCUCCAUUCCAUUUGCCAUAGAAAAGAGCUUUUUCUUUUCUUUUUUUUUUCUUGUCACCCUGCUAAGAAAUCAUUUUCUUAUAACGGAAUCAUUUCUUUCUUUCUUUUUUUUACAUUUUGUUUUGCUAUGAGAAGCUCGGCAAAACCUAAUAUCGCUUUCGUUUUUAUAUUUCUGACAUCUAUCUAUCUAUCUAUCUAUCUAUCUAUCUAUCUAUCUAUCUAUGAUAGUAUUUUUCUUUCUUACUUUUGUUUUCCUUUCUUUUUCCUUCCUUCCUUCCUUCCUUCCUUCCUUCCUUCCUUCCUUCCUUCCUUCCUUCCUUCCUUCCUUCCUUCCUUUAAUUCUUUCUUUCUUAUACUGUGUUUAUACAUAGCUAAAUACAUCUUUUGCCUUUAUAUUGUUUACAUCUAUCUAUCUAUCUAUCUAUCUAUCUAUCUAUCUAUCUAUCUAACAGCAUUUUUUCUUUCUUACUUUUCCUUAACUGACUCAGUGUUUUUCUUUCUUUCUUUCUUUCUUUCUUUCUUUCUUUCUUUCUUUCUUUCUUUCUUUCAAUUCUUUUUUAUACUGUGUUUUAUACAUAGCGAAAUAUUUCUUUCGCCUUUAUAUUGUUUAUCUAUCUAUCUAUCUAUCUAUCUAUCUAUCUAUCUAUCUAUCUAUCUGUCUAACAGCAUUUUUUCUUUCUUACUUUGUGUUGAUACCUGGCUUUCUUUCUUUCUUUCUUUCUUUCUUUCUUUCUUUCUUUCUUUCUUUCUUUCUUUCUUUAGUUCAUUCGUAACUUUUUUCACGGUCCUUAUAACUGGCUGUGUUUUUCUUUCUUUUUUCCUUCCUUCCUUCCUUCCUUCCUUCCUUCCUUCCUUCCUUCCUUCCUUCCUUCAAUUCUUUUUUAUACUCUCUAAAUAUUUCUUUCGCCUUUAUAUUGUUUACAUCUCUAUCUAUCUAUCUAUCUAUCUAUCUAUUUAUUUAUCUAUUUAUCUUUCGACUGUUUAUUUAUACCUGGCUAUAUUUUCUUGCUUUCAUUCUUACUUUCUGUUGAUACGUGGAUCGAUCCAUCCAUCUUUCUUUCUUUCUUUCUUUCUUUCUUUCUUUCUUUCUUUCUUCCUUUCAUUUAUUAUUUGGUCCAAGCGUAUCAAUAUCUAUCUAUCUAUCUAUCUAUCUAUCUAUCUAUCUAUCUAUCUAUCUAUCUAUCUAUCACAAUUUAUACGUAAAUUCAUCUUUCUUUCUUUGAAUGUUUUUAUACGUGGCGCCAUCUUUCUUCCUUUAAAUGCGUUUAUACAUAGCUCCAUCUUUCAAUCUUCAUUCCGUUUCUUUUACUGUGUUCAUACCUGGUUUUCUUUCGUCAAAUGUGUUUAUACGUGCCACCAUUUUUCUUCUUUCUUUGAACGUAUUUGUACGUGGAUCCAUUUUUUUUUGUUCUUUCUUUUUGACUGUGUUUAUACGCGGGGUUCAUUCUUUCUUUCUUUGACGAUGUUUAAACGUGGCGCCAUCUUUCUUUCUUUAUACCUGGAUAUUAAGAAAAGCCUGUCUUUCUUACUUUCUUUGGAUGUUUAUACGCGGCCCCAUCUUUGUAUAUUUCUCUCUUUGACUGUGUUUAUACGUGGCUACACUUUUCUUUCUUUUAAUUUCUUUAUAAAUGGCUCCCUCUUUAUUUUCUUUCUUUCUAUCUAUUUCUGUCUUCACCUAUCUGUGACUGUGUUGGAAAUCUGCUCUUUCUUUCUUUCUUUCUUUCUUUCUUUUUUUCUUUCUUUCUUUUCCUACUUUCUUUCUUUCUUUCUUUCUUUCAACUUCUUUCUUUCCUUCCUUCCUUCCUUCCUUCCUUCCUUCCUUGUGUUGAUACCUGGCUUUCUUUCUUUGAAUAUAUUUAUACGUGGCCGUAUCUUCCUUUCAUUCCUUGAAUUUGUUUAUACGUGGCUCCAUAUUUAG
Acanthosepion pharaonis is the source of this 1968-nucleotide messenger RNA. The record is from the annotation of a GenBank genome assembly. NCBI's taxonomy places the organism in Eukaryota, Metazoa, Mollusca, Cephalopoda, Sepiida, Sepiidae.